This is a messenger RNA of Penicillium waksmanii, 765 nucleotides long. RefSeq lists its product as uncharacterized. The transcript has a single exon. The record is from RefSeq and is a predicted model, not a curated record. The coding region runs from base 1 to 765 and encodes 254 amino acids. NCBI's taxonomy places the organism in Eukaryota, Fungi, Ascomycota, Eurotiomycetes, Eurotiales, Aspergillaceae.
AUGGCACCUCGAUGUCCCUCCAAAUCCCAAAUCACCUGGUGGAUGCGCGUCCGUCGCUUCGUCUACGACCUCGAAUCCCCCUUCCGUCUUCGACAUAGCCUCGCCCGCCUAAACCACCGUCAGAAACACCCUUUCCUCGCUCUCCUCCGCCUCCUCCUGCCUCUCCCAACAUGGCACUUCAGUCUCCCACCCCCGGUCCCCGUGAAGACCAUGCUGAAUAAUGUCCCGCUGCUUCAGGCCCGCAAGGCCCAAGCCGACCUCACCAACAUGCGAUCCAUCCCCCUCUGGCGCGCCCGCGAUACCCCAAUCCGAUCCCUAUACCGCCUCUAUGAGGCCCUCGUUGCGCGCGAAUUCUACGCCAUCGGGCCCGAGGUCGAAUACUUCUUCUACCAGUCCCGUCGCGCCUGGGCUAUACAUCGAAUUCCGGACCCGCAGGACCAGGAUCCGGUGCGCUAUGCCAUCCUCUCGUGUAUCGCGGAGGAACUCGCCCUCGCGUUCAACUGGCGGAUGAGUCUGGGUAUGCGCCGUGAUAAGAGUAAGCAUAUCUAUCGGAAGUCCUUUGAUGAUUUGCUUCCUCCCUUCACCGCUGAAGCCGCGCCCAUCUGGACCAAACGCGCUCAGCCAAUUGAUGCGGAUCUGCUGGUUGGAUUCCCGGCUGAAUUUUUGGAUGCUUCGGGGAGAUUGGUUCUUGAGGAAGGCGGGGAAAAUCCCAACUUUGCGGAGAGGAAUAUCGUCACCGAUACCGGUCACUUCUACACUGUCUAG